CAAUAAUAGGAAGAAAUGGCAAACAAGUUUUCCAUACUUAUCCUCUGUCUUGCUUUAGUAGUGGUUCAUACCACAGCAUCAAGAGACGUGCCAAGUGAUAAUGGUCUUUCUAACCAAAAGAAUGUUUACGGAGGCGCUGGAGGUAUCGGUGGCAUUGGAAGCAAUGGAUUGCCUUUUGGUGGAGUUUUUAGUGGAGUAGGUGGGAAUGUUGGUGGAUUUGGUGCUGGAAUUGGUGGUGGAGCUGGAUUUGGUGGAGGAAUGGGGGGUGGUGGACUAGGUAGUCUAGGAGGACUAGGUGGUGUUGGUGGCGGUGUUGGUGGUGGUGCUGGUGGUGGUGCAGGAAGUCUUCCACUUCCAUAAAGCAGAUUAUUCAUCAUGUAUCUAAAGUUUUAGUCUUAUCUUUAUUAGUUCAAGUUUGUUUCAUGCAUGUCGAGUUUGCUAGCUACUAGUGUGAGAAAAGAGUGAUUUUGUUUUUCUUUUUUUGGUUGUUGAUGUUUGGAUUUAUUCAUAUUUGUAAUGUUACGUGAUUUUUCCCAUGUU
Molecule: messenger RNA, 540 nt
Organism: Solanum lycopersicum (tomato)
Lineage: Eukaryota; Viridiplantae; Streptophyta; Magnoliopsida; Solanales; Solanaceae
Product: glycine-rich cell wall structural protein-like
Source: RefSeq, a predicted model, not a curated record